AUGAAGAGUCUGCGUUCUCAUGAGGUCAUUCCACAGCAUAUGAUUCAGUGGAACCGAGAUCCCUUUCCAGCUUCACACCAGACGACUGAGUACAUGGGCUUCGUCACCGCGGCCUUGGAUUGGUCGAUUGGGAACGCCAGAUGGACCAAUAGGAGGCUGACAUAUGGCGCCGCCUGGAUGGUUGAACGCUCACGCCCAAAGGAUUCUCUCAGCCCAAAGGACUCUCUCAGCCCAAAGGACUCUCUCAGCCCAAAGGACUCUCUCAGCCCAAAGGACUCUCUCAGCCCAAAGGAUUCUCUCAGCCCAAAGGACUCUCUCAGCCCAAAGGACUCUCUCAGCCCAAAGGACUCUCUCAGCCCAAGGGAUUCUCUCAGCCCAAAGGACUCUUUCAGCCCAAAGGACUCUCUCAGCCCAAAGGAUUCUCUCAGCCCAAAGGACUCUCUCAGCCCAAAGGACUCUCUCAGCCCAAAGGACUCUUUCAGCCCAAAGGACUCUCUCAGCCCAAGGGAUUCUCUUAGCCCAAAGGACUCUCUCAGCCCAAAGGACUCUCUCAGCCCAAAGGACUCUUUCAGCCCAAAGGACUCUUUCAGCCCAAGGGAUUCUCUUAGCCCAAAGGACUCUCUCAGCCCAAAGGACUCUCUCAGCCCAAAGGACUCUCUCAGCCCAAAGGACUCUCUCAGUCCAAAGGACUCUCUCAGCCCAAAGGACUCUCUCAGCCCAAAGGACUCUCUCAGCCCAAAGGACUCUCUCAGCCCAAAGGACUCUCUCAGCCCAAAGGACUCUCUCAGCCCAAAGGACUCUCUCAGCCCAAAGGACUCUCUCAGCCUAAAGUAUUCCCUCAGCCCAAAGGAUUUCCACAGGAUUCGCUCACUGGAUUCUCUGAGCCCAAAGGAUCCUCUGAACCCAUAG
Molecule: messenger RNA, 909 nt
Organism: Penaeus chinensis
Lineage: Eukaryota; Metazoa; Arthropoda; Malacostraca; Decapoda; Penaeidae
Exons: 3
Coding region: 1-909 (302 amino acids)
Source: RefSeq, a predicted model, not a curated record